Peronospora matthiolae is the source of this 129-nucleotide messenger RNA. Lineage: Eukaryota; Oomycota; Peronosporomycetes; Peronosporales; Peronosporaceae. The record is from the annotation of a GenBank genome assembly.
AUGUGCAAUAACGUCUCGUACCUGCAGAGUCUAAGUGCACCUCUGGCAGCGAGCGACAGUGUUUCAUUUUCAUCCGACACCUCUGGGAGCAUGCAGGACGACGAGAACGAAGUUGAAGUGACCGCGUAG